Molecule: messenger RNA, 1550 nt
Organism: Beta vulgaris subsp. vulgaris (sugar beet)
Lineage: Eukaryota; Viridiplantae; Streptophyta; Magnoliopsida; Caryophyllales; Amaranthaceae
Exons: 2
Coding region: 55-993 (312 amino acids)
Molecular function (GO): RNA-DNA hybrid ribonuclease activity; nucleic acid binding
Source: RefSeq, a predicted model, not a curated record
CAAACAAAACUCACAAAGCCAAAAAAAAAAAAAAAAAAAAAAAAUAAGAGCGAGAUGAACGGAACUCUGUUUGGUGCAAAACGUUAUACUCUGAGUUUUGAUGGAUCACAUAAUAAUCAAGAUAACAAAGCUGGGGCUGGAUGUAUAAUAAGGGAUAGCCGAGGAGAAUUGGUAAUAGCAGCAGCAUACAAUCUUACGGAAACUUAUCCUCACUACUGCGACGUUGCUAUAGCUGAAGCAGAGGCACUAAAAAACGGCUUAAUUUUGGCCAAACAAAAAAACCUCCAUGUCUAUCUCAUAAAAGGGGACAGCAAGGAGGUCAUUGAUCAUGUACUAGGCAACAGUCGAAGGCCGGCCAGACCCCUUUUAAGUAAGAUCAUUCAACAGAUUGUCGGGAUGUUCGAUCGCUUUUCUCAGGAGAUCGUGCUUGUUGAUAGAAAAGCCAACAAAGUUGCUGAUAAGUUGGCCUUCUGGGGAUCUACCAGCCUUCAAGGGGGUCAUAUGAUUUACACCACUUAUGCUGAUCUUCCUCCACAGGUGGCUGGGCUUAUUAGGCAAGAGAAGUCAGAUAGCAGCACAACAGAAGAUGAAGGAGAGAGCAGUAGCCUGGCCUCACAAUUGGGCAAGGUUGGUGCAGCAGUUGCUGGAGCAGCUGUGGUAGGUUGGGGCGUGUUAAAGCUCUUUAACGAACUCUCCUCUGAUUAUCAACAACAACCUAAGUAUAAAACAAAAUCGCCUUGGAAUUCUAUCGUCGAUACUACCCACAAUCAUUCAUCUGAAUCCUCCCAACAUUUUGAUCAUUAUACCCUCAACUAUAGUGGGUCUGACAUUAAUCAGCUUCAUGAAGGAGGGGCAGGAUGCAUAAUUAGAAACAAACAAGGGGAUCUUGUUAUAGCAGCAGCUUACAACCUUGAUAGUCUCUACUACGAUCAAUUUCAUGUUGCUAGCUAUUGCAGAAGCAAUAGCUUGGAAAAGGGGGUUGGAGUUGGCUAAAACUAAAAAGGUUAAACUUGAUCUUAUAAAAGGAGAUAACGAGGAGGUCAUAAACCGUGUUCGUGGACGAGAGAAGAAGCCCCCCCAAGUCCCUUUAUUAAGUGACUAUAUCAUUGAGAUUAGGGAGGGUCUUAAUGAGCAAUCAAUUGAUCCCGAAAUUCAGGUCAGCCGGAUUAAAAGUGAGGACAACGAAAUUGCUAAUGAACUGGCAUCCUUGGGAUCGAAACUUGAAUCUGGAUUAGUCCAGACUUAUAUGAGUGAUGAAGAGCUUCCUUAUAAGGUAGCAAUGUUGAUUGAGCAAGAUAAAUAUAAAUUGAGAGCACAAAAAUUCCUUAUGUAAUGCUCUAGUACUUUUCUGUGUCGUAUGUGUUCUUAAGGCAUAUACACCUCUACUUAUGUUGAUGAGAACCUUCAAAUAAUUAAUUAGUUAUAAGUGUAUGCUUAUGAGGUGUUUUUAAGGCAUAUAAAGUUCUAGUUAAAAGUAUGUUUGUAUCAAGACAAAAUAUAAGCUUGCUUGUUGUCCUAAUUGAAGAUGUUCUAAAAUCUUGUCUUUCUCA